Messenger RNA from Polyodon spathula (Mississippi paddlefish), 5665 nucleotides. RefSeq names its product atrophin-1-like. Lineage: Eukaryota; Metazoa; Chordata; Actinopteri; Acipenseriformes; Polyodontidae. Gene Ontology annotation, molecular function: transcription corepressor activity. Gene Ontology annotation, cellular component: nucleus. The record is from RefSeq and is a predicted model, not a curated record. The transcript is spliced from 10 exons. The coding region runs from base 174 to 5288 and encodes 1704 amino acids.
GGGAGAGACAGAAAGGCGGUGACGCUGUGUUGCGCUGGACAAAUAUAGAUUGUGGAUUCUGGCGACCUGCACCAGUUUGACUAGAUGCUGUGGUAAUUGAGUUACAUUGAAUUUCUGAAGAUUACCCCCCGAAGUUGGGAGAAAAUGGACUACAAGUUUUGUGGAUCAUGAAAAUGCGCAAUAACAAAAAUUUGAUGUCUGUGCGCAGUGGUUGGCGGAAGGAAGUUCCCAGGCUGGCGGAGCAGCAGAAGGGGGUGCGAGUCCACACAUCGCCACUGGGGGGUGGUCACAACAGUGGCAGCAGUUCCUCCAGCUCAGACAGCAGAGCCCUGAGAGAGGCUGCAGAGGCUGUGUCUGGUGGGUGUAUCAGCAGGCGUCAGAGAGGCUGUGAUUCGUCAGAGAGUGAAGGGGAGGGGCCUGGAAUUCUGCCAAAAAGACAGAGACUACAGGAUGGCUCCUCCCCUCACCCAGUCUCACUGGACGUCGGCCAUGAUAACCGACACGGCAACACUGAUAACAGAGCAAGACGUGGCAGGGGGCGUGGCCUGGUCAGAACGAGACAUAGCCGCGAUAAUGUCACGUUGGGGACGAGUUACAACGACGAUGAUGAUGAUAACCAAUCGAAUGCCAGUCUGAACAUCCUGGCCAUUAGCAGCUGCAGCAGUGGGUGGGACAUUGACCAGGACAAUCGAAGCUCCUCCCCCAGCCUCUCUGCCUCCUCCAUGGGGAGCCUGGACUCCGACUCAGACUUGAACUUCCAGGCAGCCCCCCCAGCUCUCCACUACCCCAAAGAGGCCAGCAGACAGCCAACAAAUUCCACCCAGAGCACCAACCAAACAGUGACCCCCGUAUCAGAGGCUGCUAAUGGAUCCCGCAAACAAAAACAGACUCUAACCAAGGGCAAUAUUAAUAACAAUACUACCAAUAAUAACUUCUCUCCCCCUCCUGCUUUCCUCCAGGCCUCUCAGCCCAUACUCCCCUCUCCCCCCACACUCAAACCACUCCCCUUCUGCUCUGCCCCACUCCCUCCCUCCCAGCAUCCCUCAGCAGACAAACAGGAAAGGAUGAGCACCCCCCCUGCCCCCCACACAAGUCUGCAAAUCCCUCUUCAUCGCCCUGCCUUGCUGAAGUACCCAUCCCUGUCUCCCCAGGGAGAGUGGUGUGCUGGCAGUAACCCCAGCCUGGGACCCUGGGGAUCCUCUCCUUCUCCUGCUGUAUCCCAGAGUGGAUUCCCCAGGUACCCGAUACCCCACCUUAAUUACCAGCAGGCUCCUAAACAGCCCCCCACUUUCCCUCCCCCUCCUCAUGCCCCUGGCAGGGACUAUAGGUCUGGGCACUUAGCACCCAUGGCAACAGUGGUCCACAGCACUGGCAGGACCUUCUCUAGCUCCAGAGCUGGGGUGCAGGGCAGGGAGUUUUCCAGCUCUGCCUCCCAGGCACUUCAUCCCAGAGAUUUUGCUGCUUCAGGUUCUUCUUCUAGUGUGCAAAGUUGUGGGUUUAAUCCUGUGUCUCAAAAUAGGGAGUUUACCUCUCCAAGCGCCCAGAUGCGGCAGCAAAGCAGAGAUUACAAAAACGCACAGCCCAGCAAGGAUUUUACCAGUUCAGGGUCCCAGUCGCAGGAGCAUGAAUACAGCAAUCUUGCUGCCCUCGGACCAAACAGGGAGUUCCCUUCUCCCAGCGCCCUGAAGCAAAAGCAACAAAGCAGAGAAUACGCAAAUGCACAGCCCAGCAGGGAGUUUGGAAAUCCAAACAUUCAAUCCCAAGGUCGUGAGUACCCAAGCCUGACCACCCCCACCGUCCCACCCAGAGAUGCUUAUUCACAGCAACAACAGAACAGGGAAUACACAAACCAAAAUGCAAACACACUCGCCAGGGACUUUUCCAGUUCAAAUCCCCAGUGUCAAAGCCAUGAGUUCACUAAUCUGACUUCCCCAGUUGCACACAGAGACUUCCCUUUUCCUAGCGCUUUGACGCAGCAGCAGAAUAAAGAUUACACGAAUCCCAGCGCAGCUGCACAAGCCAAAGAGUUAGCCAGUUCCCAGCGGAGUGAGUACCCCGGUUUGGAAGGCCAGGUCUCAAGCAGGGAUUUUACCCAUGCGGGCUCUGCAACACAGCCAGGCAGGGAAUUCAUAGGGUUUAGCUCUCAGAACAGGGAUCUCACUAACCCACAGCUGCCAAAAGACUACCCCAAGAAUAUGGAAGUUUCAAAUCCCACUUCCCAAAUUCAACCAAGGGAUUUUCCCAGCCUAAACCAACAGAGUCAGGAAUUCCCCAGUCAGACCUCUCAAACUGCUAGAGAGUUUCCAAAUCCCAGUUCACAGGCCGUGUCUCAGUCGUUCAGUAAUGCCAGCACUCAGCUGCAAGGCCACGUCAGUACUUUGGCGCCAAGUCGUGAUUUCCCCAGCCCUGUUGGCCCCUCACAGCUGGACUUUGUGAGCCAGAAAACUCGAGCGAUCCCCAACUUGAACCCCAGUCCAGGUCUCCUGUCCCUCCAGGCACCCAACAGAGACUUUGCUAACCUGGAUGACCACACUGUAGAGUUCCCCAGUGCUCAGGCUGCCCAGAGUUUCCACCCACCCUCUACGAGCAGCGAAUUCCCCAGCCUGCCUCCCACCCAGAACAAAGACAAUCCCAGCGUGCUCAAUCAGGAUUUCACAGGACUGUUGAAAGAUUAUUCCGAUUUCACUUCAAGUCAGAACCAAGAAUUCCCAAAUCCCAAACAGUCCCACAACCAGGAGUAUCUUGUUCCUAGUUCACAGCCUGCUCCAGUACUGCAGCCCCUCUCCCCCAGUUACACUCACCCAGCCUCCCAGCGCUGCUCAGCCUUACUUCCCUCUCUGACCUCCAACCUCUCCCCCUCUCCUUCCUCAUCCUCCACUUCUAGCUCCCUCACUCCCAUUGGCCAGUAUCGACCCAGCCCCGCUCAGCUCUCAUCCAAUCAGAACACACCGGUAGUCGUGAUUGGUGAUGAUGAAAGAGAUGUGAUGGUAGGAGGAGUUUUUAUACCAACUGGCCAUGCCUCCCAAAACACACACCCUACUGCUGCUACUACUUCCUGUCCCGAAGACCUUCCCCCUCCUCCUUCAGUUUCUGUCAAUCACCGACAAGCUUUCCCUCAAGUUCCUCCCUGCCUCUAUCCAGCAUCAUCCACUUCUGCAUCAGUUCCUGGUUCCCUGCUCCCUUCUUCUGCUCCCCUGACACUUCCUCUCUCUGGUAAUGCUUCCCCCCCGAACAGCAGCGGUUACAAGCCUGAGUACAGGACUGCCCUCUUUCCACCAAGCCCCUCUCCUCCCACUCUGAACUACUCCCCUCCUGCUCUAAACCCCUCCUCCAGCUCUGUCAGCCAAACCCCCUUCCACUGUCUAACACCCUCUAGUAUAAUUAAUAACAAUAACACUUCCAGUGCUAUUAAUAAUAGCAAUAUUAAUUUGGCUCUGCCACCUUUAAACCCCUGCUCUAGAUUCCUCUCCCCCACCCCCUCUACAAACUCCACCCCUGCCAGUUUGAAUCCCACCACCUUUCAUUCUAAUAGUAAUAAUGCCAUCUCUAAGUCACUCCCACCUCAUAGUAACUCCACAAAUGACCCAAACUCUGUCUCAGAUCACCCCUCUCCGGCUGCAAGUCCCGCCUCCUCAGCUGCCCUCAGGCCCUCCAGCCCAACCCACCCUGUUUCUAGUCACGCCCUUUUGUCUGUCACAUCUUCUGACUUGCUGCCUGGACUCCAGGCCACGCACAUCAUCAAGCAGGAGCCAAAUGAUAAAGGAGUGGAGGAGCUAGAGAGCCCGCCUCCAGUACUGAGGAGCACCUCCCCCGAGGCCAAGGUGGUCGACAUUCCGAUCCAUGCCAGCCAAUCAGCACGGUUUCACAAGGUGCUGGACCGCGGAUACAACUCGUGCUCCCGCAGCGAUCUCUAUUUUGUGCCUCUCGACGACUCCAAACUGUGGAAGAAACGGAGUGACGUGGCGGAGAGGACAAGGAGAGAGGUGGAGCAGAGAGUGAGGAAUGAGAAAGAGAGGAAGCAUGAGAGAGAGCAGGGGAGGGAACGCGAGAGGGAGAGGGACAUCGACAGAUCCAUUCAGAAGGACAGUCGGACGGCACCAGGCCUGCUACCCUUCUCGACCCCUCAUCCCACCCCUGCAGCCCAGCCUAGUUCAACCCUUCCUAUCCUAGUAGAGCACACCCAGUCCAACAUGUCAUGCAGCCCCAGAUCAGGCUCUGCCCUGUUGCUGUCCCCCCCACCCCACCCCCUCUCCCGGGGGGCGAUGGAGCAGCUCUGCCCCAUGUCUCAAGGUUCUGUGGCAGCAGUGCCCCCCUACCUGGGCCCGGACAUGCCCGCCUUGCGCACGCUGAGUGAGUAUGCCAGGCCUCACGUCAUGUCUCCCCACCAGCGGCCCCCCAGCCACCUCCACCACCCCUACUUCGUGCAGUUCCCCAACGCACACCAAGACAUGGCGGCUGCUAUCCUGGGCUUCAUCUACGGGGGUCUGGAGGGGCAGGUGCACCCCCUGGCACGGGACCGAGUAAAGCCCGGGUUCGAAUUCAAGACGGAGAACAUCAGUGAGCUGGCGCAUCUGAGCGCCCACACCCAUGCCCAUGCCCACACCAACUCCCACGCCCACCACCCCUCUAACUCGGGGCUGCUGCUCUCCGGGGAUACCCUGUGCCGUCGCAGCCUGCCCCUACACCAUGCCUUCCUGCAUCCUUCCUUCUCUCCGCUGCACCCCCUGCCCUGCUCACACACACAGGCAGGGGCCCGAGAUCCCAGAGAGCAGCCCCCUGUGCACCCUCGGAUAGGAGGGGAGUCUGAGAGGGGAGCAGCCCCCGGGGGGAGGGCAGGGUCGAGUGGAGGGCUUCAGAUGGUCAAUGUGACUCCACACCAUCACCAGCACUCCCAUAUCCACUCACACCUCCACCUGCACCAGCAGGAUGCAGCACUACAUGCAGCCUCUGCUGGGGUGCACCCCCUGAUUGACCCACUAAACUCAGGGCCACACCUCUCUCGACUACCCUACCCAGCGGGGGAGCUCUCCAACCCCCUCCUCACUCACCCCCUCCACGAGUGUGAGAUGCUGAGGCAGCAGCUAUUCGGCAUUCAGUUCCGGGAGCUGCCCCCCCCCUCAAUGCCCCCCCAGAUGUCAGCGGCUCACCAGCUGCAGGCAAUGCAGGCACAGUCAGCUGAGCUGCAGAGACUGGCUCUGGAGCAGCAGUGGAUACAACACCACUCCCUCCCUCCCACUCAGGAGGACUACUACAGCCACAUGAAGAAGGAAAAUGAUAAAGCACUUUGAGCAGGUGAAGUGGCCAGAGAGAAGUCAUCUCACCAUCAAUGAAGAAGGAAAGAAGGAAAGAGUGAGAGUGCAAAAUGAAGGGAAGGAAAAAGACAGCUGGCAAGAUGGAAAAUGUAUUAAAUUCCUGGAGAAAAAUCCAGAAGGUUUGAAAGUAAUUUAUUUAAUUAACGUUUUUUGAGAAGACGAUAUAUUUGUAAACACGUCCUUUUAAUUGUGAUAUCAUUAAUAUUCUGGAUUCAUACAUUUUACAUUUUAAGAUGAUCUCCUAUAAGAGAAAGUAAAGGGUGCUCCCUACAGUCCAGGGCAAGCUUGAGGCAUGGAGACUGAACUGCUCCCUCCCUCCCUCACUCCCCUAAGAGAAAGGGUGCUCCAGUCCA